AAUAGGCGACCAAGAUCAAACAACAGACAUACACAUGUACACGAACCACCGAACAAAAGACCGUAUCUCUGGAAAAAUAAUCGAACAACAUUAUGACUUGAUCCCUCGCCGAGGGUACGUAGGCAACUCACGACACGAGUUCAGUCACCCACCAACUACACAGCUCGAAGGAUGCGCGUCACAACACCCGAAGCACGCUAACACGACAGCACCGACUUCAAAUCAAAAGACAAGCUUCCUUCCUUAUUUCAAAUUUGUAACAAACCAAAAACAAAUGUUUUAAUAAAAUUCGGUUCUUACACCUGGCGGUUCGAGCUCGUUACGAGUCCUAUAUCCAAAAAUCGCAAUAGUCUUAACGGUUGACUGUAAAUCAAGAUCCUGAUCAAGUCUUCGGUUACAGCCAACCCCGCCAAACGAGGGCGGCAAAACAAGUUAACAAAAUCUUUUGUACACCAAACGUACAUCGAUAAAAGUACCUACGACAAAUUGACACACGGCCUCAAAAGAACGGCCUCGCGUAAACAUAGAAAUUACGACAAACAACUCAAAAACUAACAAACCUUUCUCUACUAAAAAGAUAAAGCAACAAAAACAAAUGGGAAAGCGAAAAUAAAAGUCAAAUCCCUGAAACUACUCCUCAACAGCGAAUUCACCAUCCUCGAACUGGCCACCCGCGAGCUUCGUCUUAUCACCUUUGUCUUUCAUCGCAGAAGGAACUUUAGCAAAGAAAUCUUCGGCAGAUCCUCCGUAAUUUGAGGCAGAUCAAGCUUCUCAAUGGAGAAAUCCGAAACCGCUAUCACAUCGAGCUCGGACCCGAGCUAGACCUCCUUCGUUCGAAGAUGAAACAACACAUCCAAAUCCAAAAGGUUAUUGUCCAUGAUCUCCUUAAAGAGAUCUACGUUCGCCAUGACCUCCCUAAGACGAGAUUUUCAAUCAGUUGCGGCCUUCUUCUUCUCCCACUUCUCAUUCAAAGAUACCAGCACGUCCAAGUAGCUAUCUUCCAAAGCCUUUUUAGUAUGGUAAGUUGCGCGACGAAGGUAGUUAGAGGACUUAUUAGCGGAAGAUUCGGCAUCCACCUCCAAAAAAGACUUGCUCGAGGGCCGACUUCCUCUCGUUACUCACGACUCGUAAACGAGCCUCGAGCAAAGCGGUCUGAUUCCCCAUCUUCUCGGCGGUGGCCAGAUGAGCAGCGUUAGCUCGCUCUCAAUCCUGAGCCAUCUUCAAACCGAGUUUCAGCUCCCGAACGACCUUUUUUAUCUCAUAAAGCCCAUCGGAGCGCGGGACAUCCUGCAGACGCUUCUCUAAAGUCGCCGCGAACUCAUUAUUGGCCUCCAUAGCCUUAAACAUAACGAGUCAAAACAAGCUAAAGAUUCAAAGUUACAGGUACCAAAAAGACGACCUUAGCAUGAGCGACAGCCAUCUUCACAUAAGCCUCGCGCUCCAUCAUAUUUCUCAAGGAAGGAAGUGGACAUCCAGCAGGUUUGAAAUGCCUCAACAAGUGAGCGACACUGUCCGGAUCCUCUGUGAUAGGACAAUUCUUGGAAUGUGAAAACUGCCAAUGAAGCGGUUUAGCAACAAACGUAUCACCCCAAGCACCAAGACGAUGAUCUGCACUAGUCAUUUUCGCCUUCUUAGAAGGAUGAUUGCGCCCCUCCGAACCUGUUAGGCUACCCGACUUUGUACGAGCAGCAGACUUUUCACCCUCGAGGUCUUUUCCCUCUUGAGGUGAAGUUCGCGGAAGUCGGGUAUCCUCACGAAGAACUUCUGUGAGCGCUUCGCUCACGUCUCCUGAUCGAAUGCGUUCCGCACUAACGCUGCCAGCUCGACUUAGUAUCCUUUUGGAUUCACGAGGGUUCGUCCUUCUUGAUGCCAUGUCUUUUCGGCAAAAGGAAACAAUAAUCUAUCGGAAGUACUAUGACAAACCCUAAACGAAGUAAGGUUUUAUAAAGACUAAGGCAUCCCCAUAUCUCAACAAUCUAGAUGAAAGAAUCUCGAAAACUAAAGAAGCAAAAGAUAUUCCAAAAACCAUGUUUAUCCAUUAGAAUCGAAACUUCGCGACCAAGGAUCGCGGAAAACAAAAGUCUGAAACAAAAUAAUAUCAAAACAGAAAGAUUAACUAGAAUCGACUCCAUCGGGAACAGACGACCCUCUGGCUUGAUCCACCAAAUCUUCAGAAACCUGAGGAAGGCCGAGCCCGAAGAUUGACCAAUCCGAUACAGCAGCCAAAGCAACGAGACCUUCACAGUCCUUCUCCAUCUCCUUCAAACGAGCGAGCUCCGCGUCCACAUUUAAGCCCCCAUCCUUGAUCUCGUUUAGAAGAUCUAUGUUGGCAACCACCUCUUGCAACCGGAUCUCAACCGACGCCUCCUUCUUUUUGUUCGCCCAUUUCUCCUUCAAAGACUCCAAGACCUUUCGACAUUGUCCCGCGACGUCACGACGAGCAAUGUGAGAAGCACGAUGGAUGUCUCGAUCCCUCUCGACCUCGAGUGUUUCGAUCUUGGCCCUCUGAGCGACGACCUGGGCCGCGAGAGUCGCAUUCUCCUGGCAGUCCUCCUCCAGUCAUCGGUCAAGGCCUCGAUAUUUUUAGCAUCCCUUUUUCCCUCACGCUUGGUGGUUUCGAGCUCCGCCGAAAAUCUCUUGAUCUCAGAGCCAAUGCUCUUGAUCUCCUUGUCAUUACGAGAAACCUCAACGCGAUCCUCCAUAGCUACAACAUACUCAUUGAAGGCUUCCAUAACCUAAAGAAAAGGAGAUGACAAAUAAGAACCUCAAGGAAAGACUGGUCUGUGAAGUUAGAUGAUGCACUAUGGGCAUAAAGAACAGCUUUCAAAACACCACUUGGGACAACACCUUUCAACCUAGUCUACGGAAAGGCUUGCCACCUCCCGGUUGAGCUUGAAUACAAAGCCUUGUGGGCAAUCAAGCUCCUGAACUUUAACAUCAAAACCGCCAAGGAGAAGAGGCUGGUCCAGUUGCAUGAGAUAGAUGAAAUCAGGCUUGAUGCCUUUGAAAGCUCUAGGAUCUACAAAGAGAAGACUAAGGCAUUCCACGAUAAGAAGAUCUCAAGGCGUGAAUUCAAGGCUGGUGACCAAGUGUUGUUGCUUAACUCUCGGUUGAAGAUCUUUCCCGGAAAACUCAAGUCAAGGUGGUCAGGAACUUUUGUGAUCAAGGAAGUAAGACCGUAUGGAGCUGUGGUAUUGACAGGAAAGCGUGGAGAAGAUUUUACAGUGAACGGUCAACGUUUAAAGCUCUACAUGGCUGAUCGGGAGAUUGGUGAGGAAGCCUCGGUUCCUCUCUCUGAACCAAUCCCAGCCUAAGAAAUGAAAAAGAAGUCAAGCUAAGAGGCUUAAAACAAGAGCACUUGAGAGGCAAUCUCAUGUUAUCCUUUGUACAUAUAUAUUAUCUGCUAUUUUGUUAAAAAGGAUUGCAGGUCUGCGCAAGAAGGCAACCAACAAGUUUGGGGGAACUCUGCAUCUCUUGCCCUCCCAAUUUACCUUCCCCUACUUCUAGCUAAGGCUCAAAAUAAGUGUCAUCCCAUCCCUGUGCAUAUUUAGUUUGUUUUAUUCAUAUUUUGUGGUAUUUCUUCAUCUUUACUCUCACACAAGGGACUGUGUGAAGUAAGUUUGGCGGAGAGACCUGUUAUCUCACAUAUUCUUUUGUCAUUAAAUUGACAUAAACUAUAGAUAACAAUUAGAUUCUCUUACAAAAUCAGAAAGUCACAGGUUGCAUAUAAAUAAGAAUUAUUAAAGUAAAAAGAAUACACAUUAUUAAAGAUGAAAAAAAAAACAAAAACACAUGAUUAAAGGAGGAAAAACAAACAAACAUUAUAAAAAAGAGGAAAAAAACAAACACACAUUAUUAAAGGAGAAAAAACAAAAAAAAAACAUUAUUAAAGAAGAAGAAAACAAGCACACAUUAUUAAAGGAGAAAAAAACAAAGAAACAUUAUUAAAAAAGAAAAAACAGAUAGACAUUAUUAAAAUAUGAACUUAAAACUUAACAUCGACUAAUUUCGAAAUAGAUCCUGGUUCAACUUCUCAAAUAGUUGUUUGUUCUUGUCAUUGAGAUGUUCUUUUACAUUUAGCUUUAAGGACAUCUUCAUUUUUUGUUUGAUUCUUUUCUUUCAUCAAUUGAUUUGCCUCCUCUUCUCUCUUGGCUAUUUUGUCCAAUUAUUCCAGUUCUUGCUCUUUGAAUUGUUUGUAUUCAUUCCAUUAUUUCUUGACCACUUCCAAAGCUUCUCCUUUUCUUUUCUUUUUGCCUUUCUUUUGUGAUGUCUCUCUCCCCCAUUGGACGGGCAACGGAUCCUACAGAGUUUUAAUCACUGACAUCACUCGCUCGGGAUCUCUUAGAUCUGCUACUUGUAGAGCCAGUAUUUCCUCCUACCUGACUACCAAAACGCGGUUGAUCACAUACAUCAAGCCAUUCCGACAUAAAAUUCAAAUGUUCAAUAUUACCACUUUAAUAUAAUUCAUGUGUUUUUGCCAAUACAUCAUUUUCCGACCAUUCGAUUUGUUGCAUACGCCUAGCAUUAUCGUAAGUGACAUUCUAUUUGCCCAACUUUUUGUUCAUAUAGUUUAAAAGAUUUCUGCAUGAAGCCCCAUCACGCGGAGGAUCAAAAGAGCAAUGCUCCUUACAAUACUUAGAAACAUUACUCAAAUAUGCUUCGCUUUUAUGGUUCAUGCCAACAAUGAUGUCUAUUCCAUAUUUAAUCCAUCCACUAAGUAGCACCAAAUUUUGAUCAGUGGUCCAUUUAGGACUUUUGCGGCGAGGUUGAGUUGAAUCAUCUGCAUUUGCAUCUGGAAAGGGUUCUCUAACACCGCUCAUGACACCAAGAGCUAACUGUGUAGGAAAUUUGGGAAAUUCUACAUUUGGAACAUUUUGCAUCACAUGUUGGAGUAUAGAAGAAAAACAAGGUGUUUGAGAAAAUAUUGCAUCAUCGAUCCAUAAGUUGGAAGAUAAUUCAGAACAUAUGAUGGAAUGAAGAAACUUGGUGGUAAACCAUAAUUUUGUAUAUUUCAGGGUUGGUUGGAAGUUUGGUUUUUAAAUUGAUCAUUGUAGGGAUUUUGGUAGUUAAACAGAAAAUUAGAAGACUUUUGGGUGUUAACGAGAUUAUUAUUAGGAUCCAUUUAAUAAAAAGUUUUAAAACACUAAAAUAGUUCAUUAUAAUGAAAAAUGACAUUUUAUGUAUCCAUAUGAAAUGAGAGUAGUCUCUAUUUAUAGAUAAAAAAACCAUGAAUUUAGAUAUAAUUUUAUUUUUUUAAAGAAAAUUUUAUUAUAUAAAAAAUGGAAACACAACAUUUUAUCUUAUCCAUAUUUAAAAAUAAAAAAUAAAAUAUAUAUGCACAAGCCGCGCGUGCGUAAACCGCGGGUGCAUAAACCGUGCGUGUGUAAGCUGCGCAUGCGUACACGCACUCAACAUUUCUGCCCAAUCAUGAAGUGCCACGUGGCUGUUCUACGACACAAUUUUUGUUUCAAUGGUUGAAUCUUUACAACUGUGUUGAAUCCACCUAGAUAAACCACCAUAUUUCAACACCCUUAGUGAUGGGUAUUAAACAGUUGAAAUUAAUAUUCAACACCUCCAUUGUGGGUGGGCUAAUGUCAAUAUUGGUGAAUCUAGUUCUCAUGAGAAUAUCAAUAACAUAGAUAACACACAAGUUUUGAAUAUUUCUAUAAUCCUUGAAAAAUAAGAUGUUGGUGCUGCUAGUUUUGUUGAUAUAUAUGAUCCAAGAAAUGGGGACAUGCUUAAUGUAAAAAUGAUAGAAAUAUUAGCAGCAAAUGGAUCAAAAAGGUAUUUUCUGUUGUAGAAGGUCCUAAAAAUAAGGUUAAUAGAAGAUUUUUUCAUCUUGCUACACUUGAGAAUUACAUAAUGGAGAAAUAAGUUGUAGAACAUGGCUAUGUUAUUCCAGAGAAUUAGAUAAAACAAUUUGUUUUUUGUUGUAAAUUUUUAAAGAAACAUAUAAAAAAUGUCAUCUAGCAAAAGAUGGUCUUUCGGACUGGUCUCAUAUACUUCUUAGAUUAAAGGAGCAUGAAAAACUAAGAAACAUAUGCUUAAUAUGAGUGCUUGGAUUGAAUUAAGACAUAGAUUAAAAAAAAACUGAAACUAUUGAUAAAGUUUCUCAAGAACAAUUUAAGAAAGAAAAACAAUAUUUGAAAAUGUAUUAUUAAGAAUUAUUUCCAUUGUGAAAUAUCUUGCCAAAUAUAAUUUGGCAUUUCGUGGAACACAUGAAAAAUUAUAUGAAAAUAGUACUGGUAAGUUUUUAGGAUUAAUAGAGAUGUUAGCAGAAUUUAAUAGUGUUAUAAGAGAACAUGUUUAUCGAAUUACCAAUGUUAGUAUUUAUCAUCAUUAUCUUGGUCAUAAUAUUCAAAUGAAUUAAUUCUUUUGAUUGCUUCAAGAAUUAAGUCAAAAAUCAUUACAAGAAUAAAAGAGGCAAACUAUUUUCAGUGAUGUUUGAUUGUACUUCUACCUGAUACUAGUCAUCAAGAGCAAAUGACACUCCCAAUAAGGUGGUGAGGUAUCACGCGACGACAUGAGAAGCGCGGGGACCGAUCGAGGUGGCAUAGUCUCAUGUUGGCACCGUCGGGAUUUAUCCUCAUUUCUUAUUGUUUGUUAUUGCUUUAUUGAAUGUUCAAGUUAGGUACUUGUGCUAUAUUGUGUGAUGACUGAUGGUGAUUGAUUUCGGAGUUUAGAGCUUUACUCACUGAGUAUUUGUCAAAAUGCUUACCCUUCCUUUCUUUUCAUGUGUGUUCGACGAAGUGCAGGUGUAGUCGUUUCGAUGUGGUGCUGAGUUUUCGGAUUAUUGAGAUUACUUUAAGUUAUUUCAUUUUAAGAUUUGAUUCAUUGUUUUAAGCGUUUAUUAUUUGUUUUAGUACGGUUUCAUAAAACUUUUGAAUUCGAUCUUUGGUAAUAAUAUUUGCUUUGGUCUUUUAAAGUGUUUUUUGUGAGUGGAAGCAAUGUGAAUUUAUGACGUCUCUUUUAAGUAAGAGGCGGACGUGACCAGAUUAGAUUGAUAUCUUAUUAGAUUCAGAAGAUGAUGCAGUUGUCGUAAAUAAUAGCAAAGGGAAGGACGAUACGAGGAAAUAAAGAUGAGGGUGGACAAAUUCUUCCUAUAUAUAUUUUAAAUAUAUUGUGUAUUUUUAUUUUGUAAAGUGGUUUUAAUAGUUAUGUAUAAAUAAACAUUGUUGUAAAUUCGAGGUGAUAUCAAUAAAUUAGGCCCGACUAAAACGAAAAACUCUGAUAAUUUUAGCAGUAUUAUUGUGGAUAUAUACAUAUUGUACCAAAAAUGUGAGAACACCUUUUUUAAUUUUCAGUGUGUCAAAAAAUGAUUCGAGAAGCGUAGAAGGAAAAAAUGGAAACAACUGCAAAUAACAGAAAAGCGCAUCUGAGAACAACAAAAAGGACAAUCUCUUUCUAAUCUGUUGUUGUCGUCGUUGCUGGGUCACAGAUCUCCUCUUUGUUUUUGUUGUUCUUUUUCUCCAAAUUCAACACAAAUCUUUGUGAUUCUCAAGAAAGUCACGCGAGAAACCUAGACGAGGAGACCCAGAAAGGGAAGGAGAUAGAUGUACUAUUAGGGCAUACGUUGCUCGUAGCUCCUCCUCUCGCUCUCAACAUUUGUUUGUUGCGUUGAUUCGUCUCAGAAACAAAAAAGAUUUUCGCAAUUGUGACGUGUGUGCCAAGGAACUAGGUUUAUUUCGAUAUUACGUGAGAUGAACGCAACAUCAAUUCCAUAGGAGAAAUCAUCAAAAACCAACACUUGUAAGCGGAUGAAGCAACAAGCCCCAAGGGUUUAUUUAUUAUAUGGGGCGAGCAUUGGAAUCAUCUGUUUCUCUCUUUUCACUUAGCUCUUGUUGCAAAUCAAAGUAUCUACUAAACUUGGAAUGGCUUGUUCCCAGAGAAGCCUUCCCACAGAUAGGGAGAAUGAGCAGGCGAUAGCAAUUCUGAAGAAAGGAGCGUAUCUUUUGAAAUACGGCAGGCGUGGGAAACCUAAAUUCUACCCUUUUCGGCUUUCGAGUGAUGAAAUCUUUUUGUUAUGGUACUGUGGGAAAACAGAGAAACGUCUUAAACUAAGUUCUGUGACAAGGAUCAUACCUGGACAGCGUACUUCAGUUUUCCGACGAUACCCUCAGCCCACCAAGGAAUAUCAAUCUUUUUCUCUUAUUUAUGGCGACCGUUCUCUUGAUUUGGUGUGCAAGGACAAGGACGAAGCUGAGUUCUGGAUCACAACCCUUCGAGCUCUUCUCUCACGAAACUGCUCUUCUUCAUUAGUACUUCACUCAAGAAGCCGUAGCUUUGUUCCUGACUAUGGAGGAGAACAAAGUAGCUCCAACAAUAAUUCACUUUCCAAUAUCAGAUCAGUCAGCAGUGAUACAAGCUGCGAGGAACAUGCGAAAAAGGCUUCAGGAUCUCACAUUAACACUCCACAGAGACUAGGGAAAGUUUUCUCAGAGGUGUUGUCACAAACAGCAGUACUAAGAGCACUCGCUUUGGACGAACUGGUGCAUAAACCUCAUAACACAUCUCCAGAGACAUUAGAGAAUCGACCUACUAACAAUCAUUCCCCUGCUGUUGAUACAAGUAAAUAUACAGUUUCCAGCGCACUGAGCUCAUCUAGUCAAGGAUCUACUUUUGAGGACUUGAAGUCUCUGUGUGAUGUCUUUGUCUGGGGAGAAAGUAUUGGAGAUGGGUUAUUGUUAGGAUGUGGCGGUGGUGGUGCUAUGCACAAAAGUGAAAGCAGCUCUUCCCUAACGGCUGCUGAAACCUUUUUGCCCAAAGUUCUGAAAUCACACGUGGCACUUGACGCACAGAGCAUUUCAUGCGGUACCAACUAUGCAGUGCUGGUCACAAAGCAGGGACAGAUGUACAGCUGGGGAGAAGAAUCUGGAGGCAGGCUAGGACAUGGAGUUUGCUCCUACGUUCCACAGCCCAAACUCAUCGAUGAGUUUGACGGAUCAGCGGUAGAGUUAGCUGACUGUGGGGACUUUCACACGUGUGCUGUAACAUCCUCAGGGGACUUGUAUACUUGGGGAGAUGGAGCUCACAACGCUGGGCUCCUUGGACUUGGUAGUGAAGCUAGCCAUUGGAAACCAGUACGAGUCCUUGGCCAGAUGGAGGGUAUAAAUGUCAAAACCAUCUCUUGCGGACCUUGGCAUACAGCUUUUGUGACGUCAGAAGGUAAGUUGUUCACAUACGGUGAUGGUACUUUUGGUGCGCUUGGACAUGGAGAUCGUGUGAGCACUAGCGUACCGAGAGAAGCAGAGGCGCUAAGUGGCUGCAGGACAAUAAAGAUAGCUUGUGGCGUUUGGCAUUCAGCUGCUGUUGUCAGUGUUUUCGGCGAGGCAGCGUCGUCGGGAAAGCUCUUUACUUGGGGUGAUGGAGAGGAUGGGAAACUCGGACACGGGGACAAAGAGUCUAGACUAAUCCCAUCAUGUGUAGCUGAGCUGAAUGCAACUAGCUUCCAGCAAGUAGCUUGUGGGCAGAGCGUUACUGUUGCUCUCUCUGCUUCUGGGCAAGUUUAUGCAAUGGGGGUUCUUGAUCCGGUUCACGAAAACGUCGUGAGAGCUCCUUCUUGCAUUGAAGGAGGUCUAGGAAAGAGCUGCGUCCAGGAAGUGGCUUGCGGGUUUCACCAUAUCGCGGUUUUGAACUCGAAAGCCGAGGUUUACACUUGGGGCAGAGGAUCGAACGGGCAGCUCGGGCACGGAGAUACCGAGAACAGACGUUUGCCGACACUUGUGAGAGCUUUGAAAGGAAAACAAGUGAGGAAAGUGGUGUGUGGCUCUAACUACACAGCCACCAUUUGUCUUCACAAACCCAUCACCGGUACGGAUAGUUCUAGGUGUUCUGGUUGUCGCCAUCCUUUCAACUACAUGAGGAAGCUACACAACUGUUACAACUGUGGGAGUGUCUUCUGUAACGCGUGCACUAGCAAGAAGUCGUUAGCAGCAGCCAUGGCUCCCAAGACCAACAGGCCUUACCGCGUUUGCGAUGACUGCUACAUCAAACUCGAAGGAGUUCGAGAAUAUUUAGGAACUCCAGCCAACAACAGUGCUAGAUUCUCAAACGCGAGUCUACAGUCUAGCAUUAACGAGAUGGACGAUUUUGGUACAACACCGCAGCGUCAGCUUCUUAGAGUGGACUCGUUUGAUUUCUUCAGACAGUCCAAGAUCCCUGAUCUCAAAACCAUAGGUGAAACUUCAGGAGGAAGUCACGCCUCUUCUUCAAGUGGUUUUAACCUGAAAGGGAUACGACAACUCUCGAGACUCGCUUCUUUUGAUUCUGUUAAUCAAGAAGGCAAACAACGUACCAAGCAUUGCGCUUCGAAAUCAGACACCUCCUCUCUUGUAAGACACUCGGUGACUUGUGGUCUCCCGUUUUCGCGUAGAGGUUCUGUUGAGUUGUUUCCUUUGUCGAUAAAAUCCAGCCCGGUUGAAUCCGUUGGGAAUACUUCGGACUUCACCGCUGACAUAACAGAUACAGAGUUUCUGCAAGAAGGGACAAAGAAACCAAAUCAGUGCCUUAACCAGGAGAUAUCAGUUCUCAAAGCACAGGUGGAAGAGCUUACUCGUAAAACAAAACAACUCGAAGCAGAACUUGGAACGACAUCGAAGAAGCUUGAAGUUGCGGUCUUAAUGCAGCGUGAUGAUGCAGAGAAGAUCAAAACUUCAGAAGAGAUAGUCAGGUCCCUAACUCUGCAGUUGAUGGACGCGACCAAGAAAGGAGUAGACAAGACAAGGAGACGCCGAAGCUCGUUUUGAUGUAAUCCUUUUAACUAUAUAUAGAGAACAAGAAAGCAAAGAAACAGGGGGAUAGAUUGAGAAUACAAGAUUGAAUGUAAAAUACGACAAGUGUAAUAAUAAAGCUCUAACCAAAUUACAUAUUACAUUUUUGUAUAAUAUUAUUUAACUAUGGAACAAGAACAUAAAACACACUUGUGUUCGAAACUGACAAAACAAAACAAAAUUGAAAGUACAACCUUUUGAUUUUGGUUUUAGUGAAAAAUCAACAGAAGCUUCUUCAUUUCGCUAAUAAUGGCCAAGCUAAUGCUCAUCAUCUGGUUCGCCGUCACCAUCUCUUUCUUAAUCUCGUUUCUCACGACUGUUCCCGAGGUUAGGGUUUAACGGGAAGAUGGAGAAGGAAGAGGUCAAAAUCUCAACUAUCUUAAAUAGAAAAAAUUAAUCUCAUAUACUCUUACUUAAUCUACAUAAUUCUCAUACACUUAAUAAAAUAACAUAAUUCUAAUUUUACCCUUAUUAUUUUUUCUUCCUUUUCAAUUAUCGAUUUUCAAAUUUUAGAUCUCAUAAAUGUAAAACUUGGUAUAACAAAGAGUUUUAGUUUAACUUAAGGGUUUUUUACAGAAUUGACCUACAACUGAAAUUCAAACACAAAACUAACUUCCUUUGUUUUUGGAAAUUGGUUUUGCCUUAUUCACCCCACAAGUUCAUAUAAUUCACGAAAAUGCCAUCAACUUUUUUUUUUAUUUUUUUUCGAAAAUGACAUUUUUACUCUCUCACCCUCAUCAUCUUCAAGUAAUUACAAGAUUGUCAUUGUCAUCAAUACCCUAACCACCAUGAACAACCAAUUUGAAGCUCUUAAUACUCCCAAAAUCGAGUUACCCUUCUUCUCUUUCCAUUCUUAUGAACUAAACACAACUUAUCUCUCACUUUCUCUCCACAUUGAG
Messenger RNA from Brassica rapa (field mustard), 11668 nucleotides. Its product is annotated as PH, RCC1 and FYVE domains-containing protein 1. Gene Ontology annotation, molecular function: metal ion binding. The record is from RefSeq and is a predicted model, not a curated record. Lineage: Eukaryota; Viridiplantae; Streptophyta; Magnoliopsida; Brassicales; Brassicaceae.